Molecule: messenger RNA, 1198 nt
Organism: Schistosoma turkestanicum
Lineage: Eukaryota; Metazoa; Platyhelminthes; Trematoda; Strigeidida; Schistosomatidae
Source: the annotation of a GenBank genome assembly
CAAACUUCAACGAAUUUGCUUUAUCCAAUUUUUGAAAUUACUGCCAAUUAUCAAUCCAUGUAUUUUUUUUUUACAAUGAUUUAACACAGCUACCAUAGAUUUCGUUAUUUUUGAAAGCGAUUCAAUCAGCAGCGGAACCGGUGAACCACAUUCAACUAACCUUCAAUCUUCUAAGGUGGAAAUUUUCAAUAAUGAGAGUGUAUUCGCUAUGAAAUUCACUUUCCCAGAAAAUGUUGACAAUGAACAUACCUGCGGAAGGUCAAGUUACAGAUUGGAACUCACGAAUUCUCAGUUCUUUCAGAUGCCUAGUUCAUUCGCAAGAUAAGGCAAUAACCAAAUAUUUUUUGCCAUACAAUGAAAUAUAUAUUCCUGCAACUUGGAUUACAAAUGGUACAUUGGUUGAGUUUGAACCAUUGACAGACUAUUGUUCCAGACAAAACUCAUCUCGUUUAUGUCAAAGUGUAUCAACAACCAAUAUGCAAUGCUAUUGGUGUAGAACAGCCAAUAUAUGCAGUAAUAAACAUGAUAUGUAUACUGCAUUUUGGCAUGAAAAGAAUUGUCAUAUUCAUCCAAAUGAUCAAUUUGAGGAAAUUACCGAAUUAUCUAAUCAGAAAGAAAUCAGUGAAAAUACAACUAAGGCUAUAACUGAACAAAAUCACUCUGGUGAAUCUGUUCAAAACGAUUACAAUGUAACAACUGUAGAAUCGAUCGUUAAUAACGAAAUCCCUAAAAAUAAAACUGAGGUCAGUAUCGACCAAGAUCAUUCUAGCGAAUCUGUUCAAAAAGAUCAGUAUGUGAAAACUGUAGAAUCGAUCGUUAAGAAUGAAAUCCCUAAAAAUAAAACUGAGGUCAAAAUCAAACAAAAUCACUCUGAUGAAUCUGUUCAAAACAAUCAGAAUGUGGAAACUUCUCAAUUAUUCUCUGCAAAUACAGUUGACAUUAAUAAUGAACAAUAUCAACGAAACAUAUAUAUUAUAGUACCGACAAUGUUUUCCCUUUCUGUUUUAUGCAUCUUCUGUAUUGUUGGCAUAUUGAUAUACAAUAGAAAGUUAAAUAAACAAAACAAAUAAUGUUCCAGGACUGUUUUCAAAGUGACUUUCAAGUAUAUGGUUGUUCAGCAAGAUUCAGCAAGAAUCAAUCAAAUACGUUCAAAUAAAUUCUAACACGCUGUUUUUUUUUCAUUCAAUGUUCAUUGUUG